This is a messenger RNA of Acanthaster planci (crown-of-thorns starfish), 1878 nucleotides long. It is a transcript of the gene arl2bp, whose product is annotated as ADP ribosylation factor like GTPase 2 binding protein. The record is from RefSeq and is a predicted model, not a curated record. NCBI's taxonomy places the organism in Eukaryota, Metazoa, Echinodermata, Asteroidea, Valvatida, Acanthasteridae. Gene Ontology annotation, biological process: maintenance of protein location in nucleus; positive regulation of tyrosine phosphorylation of STAT protein. Gene Ontology annotation, cellular component: mitochondrial intermembrane space.
ACAAAGAAAGCUACGACUGUUUCAUUUGCGUAAGUGAUUUCCUAGGAAGCAGUCAUAGACAGACAACGUACGCGUUGCUGUGUUCAAAAUGGCGACCAUCAAUUCAGGAGGUGAUGCUACUGACCCUGUGGAACCAAUGGAGUUCCAGGAGGAAGAACUGGCUAAGUCAAGUUCAAGCAUAGCCGAUACGAAAUUCGACAUGACGAUUGGCCACAUAGAAGACAUAAUCAUGGAGGAUGAGUUCCAGAGACUGCAGAACGACUUCUUGGAGAAAAACUACCUUCACUUUGAGGACACAGAAGAGAACAAGUUCAUCUACACUGAUAUAUUUAAAGAAUAUAACCUCCUGAUUGAAAAGUACAUUGAGGACCAGCUAGUAGCUCGAAUACCUGGCUUUGACAUGGAAGACUUCACCAAACAACUACAAAAGAGGAAGAAUCUUGAUGGGGAGAUUUUUGAGAUCCUUCUGACAUUCUCCGACUUCCUCUCAUUCAAGGAGAUGUUUCUAGAUUUCAGGGCGGCCAAAGAGGGCAGGACGGUUGACCUCAGUGCGGGCCUCAUUGUCACCCCGUUCGCUGCACCAGAGACAGUUGCGCAAGCUGUGACACAUGGGGCGACACAACGCACCACAUACCCCCAAGACACUUCACAACCGGGCUCGUCAUCGUCCAAAUAGCCUCUGUGGAGAUGACUGCUUUAGGUGCUGAAGUUUCUUUUUUUUUCACUCUUUUUGGUUUUAUUUGAGAUUUGUGACACCUUGCGUCAGGCGUCCCUUUGCUCAUUGUCUGAUUUGUCUACUUGUUUUGAUGUGUAGAUUUUUUUUUAAUGUUUGCCUUAAGUUGUAAAUCCAAAGUGUGAUUUCCAGACUUGAUCACAAGUUUCUUGUGCAUUUGCUAAAACGAAAAACUGCAGCAUUUUCCUUCUUCGAAUGCAUUAAAUACACCCUAACCCUUUUCAGGGUUGAAGACAGAUGGAUUUCUUUCUUGAACCUCUGACAAUCUCCUGCAGUACUUUUGGAUACCAUUUUCAAGACAUUUACCUUUUGGCAAUCAGUGGAUUUGUAGGGAUUAAUUUUUUUAGGUUACAAGCAAUUGUCAAUAACUUCUGCAAAACCUUGUAGGGAAGAUAACCUGAAGGCUUGCUAUUUCUCACCUGGAAAUUCUUGUAAAUUUUGUCUCUGUAAAUGCAUGACAGGGAGUUUAUGUGCAAGUUUCACUCCACUCUGGAAAAGCAUUUCCAGAAAAAAUUCAUUCUUUGUUAAGGGUAGUUAAAAAGAUAAUGUAAAAUUCACUGCUUAAAAUAUUAAAGUUUCAAAAGCAAAAUUUGCAUUUGAUAAAGUUGUAAUUAUCUUCUCAGUUUAAAGACCUACUUCUCUUCGAAUUGACUACGAUCUUAGAGAUACAAAUUGUACUUAUUUCAAAAGUUCGAAAUCUAAUCAUAGCUACUCUGUACAUAAUUUUAAAAAUCUUAUUGCAGUAGUUACUCUAAUGAUUAUUACAUAACUGUAUUCUGUGAUCGUUUGACAGUACUUACUCUCUGUGUUCAUGUGUUAGCAGUACCAAUUCUCUGAUUGGUAUUUUCAUGUUUAAUUGUUUUUUUGAUGAGGCUUAUCGUCAAAACGUUCAGCUUUCAAAUAGAAUACAGUAUCAUUUGAAUAUUCCGUCAGUGUAAAUACUCUCUCCAUGGCAGAGACACCUGCAACACACCCGUUAUUUGAACAUGCUAUUCAAGGACGUGUGUAUUCUGCCAUUAUCAGCAAGCAUUUCCAUGUCAAAGACACAAAUAUCUGGCCUUGCAAGAUACUCAUGGCAAACUGUAAUAUUUAUUUGUACAUACGUGUAUGUUGACAUUUCGGAAUUAAAUAAAUUGUGAAGUUAA